UGGUAAAAGAAUGAUAGGACAAAUGUUCCAUACUAAUUCAUGUCUGAGUCAUGCAAGGAAGUGAAAUGACAGAAAAAGGAUUAACUUAGACUACUCGGGAAAAUACUUAACAAAAUAAUGUUCUUUUUCUGCGUUUGGAAACUUGAUAUAAGCUUCCUUGGAUCGUUGGCAGAUUAUAGUGGAGCCCAAAUAAGCAGACUAGGGCUUCGACUGAAAUUGUUUUGCAUGUUUUCUGCAUGAGGUGGCUGCAGACUUUUCAAGAGGGCUCCGCCAGUUCUGUAGCCGAGAUGAACACACCCCAGGCCCCACCAGUUCUGCAGCUGAGAUGAACACAUCCCAGAAAUAUCUCUCACUGUGUUCUCCGUCAAAGUCGUGUUUGACGUUCUCUCCAUUUUUUUUUUGUCACCAAUCAAACAGAAAAAGCCGCCUGUUUUACAUUACAUUACUCUGAUUAUUAACCAAAAAAGGUCGUUCCUGGGAAGGAAUUAACUGAUCCGUGAUCAUGGCAUCUUCGGUGGGUUUUCCACACCCAAUGUUUUGCUUGUUCAAUAACAAGAAAGAUUUGAGCCCCUCUGCCUUCGCUUCAACAUCACAAACCAUUUACAAAUGCAAGAAACCAGUUUCCAAGAAUAUUGGGAUGGUCAUGGCACCACAACAAUCAGAGCACAAACCUGCCACCACAGGCUCAGUCAAGUCUCCAAUGACUAUGACAGAAAAGAUUCUUGCUAGGGCCUCUGAGAAGCCCCAGCUGAGACCAGGUGACAACGUUUGGGUUAACGUUGAUGUAUUCAUGACUAAUGAUAUUAGUGGUCCUGGUUCCAUUGGUAUCUUCAAGAAAGAAUUUGGUGAAGAUGCUAAGCUUUGGGACCGUGAAAAGAUUGUUGUUAUACCUGACCAUUAUAUAUUCACAAGUGAUGAACGUGCAAAUCGUAAUGUGGAUAUCUUGAGGGAGUUUUCCAUGGAGCAAAAUAUCAAGUACUUUUAUGAUAUUAAAGAUCUUAGUAAUUUUAAGGCUAACCCCAACUACAAAGGAGUAUGCCAUGUUGCACUUGCUCAAGAAGGUCAUUGUAGACCUGGAGAGGUUUUGUUAGGGACAGAUUCUCAUACCUGUACUGCUGGAGCAUUUGGUCAGUUUGCUACAGGAAUUGGAAAUACUGAAGCAGGUUUUGUAUUAGGCACCGGGAAGCUUUUGCUCAAGGUACCACAAACUUUGAGGUUUGUGAUGGAUGGUGAAAUGCCUCAUUAUUUGCUUGCAAAGGAUUUGAUUUUGCAGAUCAUUGGUGAAAUUUCUGUAGCCGGUGCAACAUAUAAAUCCAUGGAGUUCAUUGGCACAACUGUUGAAAGUUUAAGUAUGGAAGAACGGAUGACAUUAUGCAAUAUGGUUAUUGAAGCUGGUGGAAAGAAUGGUGUUGUUUCUACUGAUAGUACUACAUUUAAGUACCUUGAGGAUAAAACAUCUGUGCCAUACGAACCACUUUAUAGUGAUGCACAAGCAAGUUUUCUUUCAGAGUUCAGAUUUGCUGUCUCAAAGUUGGAGCCCUUGGUAGCUAAGCCUCAUUCUCCUGAUAAUCGUGCUUUGGCAAGAGAGUGCAAAGAUAUUAAAAUUGACAGAGUCUAUAUUGGAUCUUGUACUGGUGGCAAAACAGAAGAUUUUCUUGCUGCUGCCAAAGUCUUUUUAGCCUCAGGCAGAAAGGUCAAAGUCCCCACAUUCCUUGUUCCUGCUACCCAAAAGGUUUGGAUGGACAUAUAUACUGUCACUGUACCAGGAUCUGGUGGCAAGACUUGCUCCCAGAUUUUCGAAGAAGCUGGCUGUGAUACACCUGCAAGCCCUAGUUGUGCUGCUUGUAUGGGUGGCCCUAAAGACACAUAUGCACGCAUGAAUGAAGCUCAGGUCUGUGUCUCAACAACAAAUAGAAACUUCCCUGGUCGGAUGGGACAUAAGGAAGGCCAGAUAUAUCUUGCUUCCCCAUACACAGCAGCUGCCUCUGCUUUGACUGGUUAUAUCACUGAUCCAAGGGAGUUUUUGCAGUAGAAAUGGGACCAGCAUGAUAUUUUAUGAGUAUUUUGUAUUUUGUACUACUUCUAAGUCCAGAGAGAGGUAGACAGAGAUGCAGCUGAGGUGCUGGGUAGUGUUGUGUAAAUACUUUAAUAUGUUGUUUUCAUGACAUUUCUUCAGCUUUAAUAGCACUAAUGUGUACUAUAUAGUAGCAGAAUAGUUCAGGAAGCUUGCACAAGGAAAAGGACUUGUUAGUGAUAAGAAUAUCUUAUUAUAUGUGAUGAUUUUCAUCACUUAAAUGAAAAAUUCUACCAAA
Theobroma cacao (cacao) is the source of this 2312-nucleotide messenger RNA. Its product is annotated as 3-isopropylmalate dehydratase large subunit, chloroplastic-like. Lineage: Eukaryota; Viridiplantae; Streptophyta; Magnoliopsida; Malvales; Malvaceae. Gene Ontology annotation, molecular function: 3-isopropylmalate dehydratase activity; 4 iron, 4 sulfur cluster binding. The record is from RefSeq and is a predicted model, not a curated record. Gene Ontology annotation, biological process: amino acid biosynthetic process.